Messenger RNA from Neoarthrinium moseri, 390 nucleotides. RefSeq lists its product as uncharacterized. The record is from RefSeq and is a predicted model, not a curated record. Gene Ontology annotation, biological process: translation. The coding region runs from base 1 to 390 and encodes 129 amino acids. The transcript has 2 exons. Gene Ontology annotation, cellular component: ribosome. NCBI's taxonomy places the organism in Eukaryota, Fungi, Ascomycota, Sordariomycetes, Amphisphaeriales, Apiosporaceae. Gene Ontology annotation, molecular function: structural constituent of ribosome.
AUGUGCGGACCCUCGAUAUCGCGCUCGUCGAAGAUGGCGACGUCAACCCUCCUCUCGUCGUUCAAGGCCCUGUCGCUGUCCGCCUCCGCGAAGCCCAUCGCCCGGACGGCCUUCCGCGCGCAACAACAGUUCGUCGCGCGCCGUUCCAUUUCCUCUGCGAUCCUCCCUGCGACCGCAAGACCGACGACUAUGAGGGUUACCACGAUGGCGGUUAAGGCUCUGCAGCCGUCCCUGCAGACUCAGCAGACGAGAGGCAUGAAGGUCCACAGUUCGAUCAAGAGGAGAUGCGAGCACUGCAAGGUCGUGCGAAGGAAGCGAGGCAAGCGAGGCAACGGAUACCGCUACAUCAUUUGCAGCGCAAACCCGAGACAUAAGCAACGGCAAGGAUAG